CCGAGGAGGGGAGGGGAUGUUUCAAUGGCCGCCACUGGCGCUUCAAAAUGCGAAAGUCGGCAGUAUUUACUAUAGUUAAACCGCGUUUGAACACGCGAGCUUAGUUUCUUCGCUCACCGGCCAUUCCCUGGGAGCGUUUAUCGCUCGGGGGACGUGUUUCCUGAGCUGUUUCCACUCCGCGAGACGGACUUUACGCGCUUGGUUUGGGGGAUCAGGCCUAGCCGGCUGGCUAACAAACAAGCCUUCGCCGGAGUUGAAAGUUCACAGGUAAUAUGUGACAUAAAACAACCACUAUGACAUCCAGAUUUGGUAAAACGUACAACCGCAAGGGAGGCGAGGCCAAUUCCAAGUUCGAAGAAGUCUUCUCGAACAGGAAGCCCACCCUCACUACCAAAUGGGGCGAGACCACCUACAAGGCCCAGCUGGGGUCCAAAAGGCCUCACUUAAAGGCUGACGAGCUGUCCAAGAGGCCCCGGCUGGAGGAGAGUGACAGCGGGGACGAUCCGUUUGGGUUCGACAGUGACAACGAGUCCAUAAGCGUCGACGAGGGCGGCGUGACCGGAACGGUUGGUGAAAAUGUCGCUGUGGUGACAUCUGCUGCGGACAGUACGGCGAGUGCAAUGGCCAAUAUUUCAAGCAAGCCAGCAGUUGACACGAAGGCUGUUCAUAAUAACAAUAACAAGCCGUGGUACAAAAGUGAGAGCAACCAGACGCCGGCAUCCAUGAAGUCUUUGUCAACCACAACAGCCCCCAUGGCUCACAACUCCUCAGGGACCUAUAGGACCAUCUCCGCUCCUCAAACCGCCGUUGCGCAGUCUGCUGAUGUUCCAGGCGGCAGCGCAGAUUUCCAGACCACCUCCUCGUCUAAUCAUGAUGCACCACCGUCAGCAGAAGAAAGUCCCGAGCAGGUGCCUCCUCCGGAGCCAGUGGACAACAUCCGCCCUUCCCCGUUCACUCUCAGAGCUUCAAACUGCAAGAAAUACCAGCCACGCAGUCGGUCUAACAAACUAUUCGCAGAAGAUAACGCAGACGUGACCCCCGAAGUGGAAAGUGCUCCCGAGAAAUCCAACAGUGUCGUUUCUGCCUCGGCGAGCAACAAAACUGCCAACACAAAGGCGACGACGGCGAAGCCAGCGGGCAGGGGAGGCGGGAGGGUCCGUGACUACACGGUUCUACACCCCUCCUGCGUGUCUGUGUGUAAUGUCACCAUCCAGGACUCCAUUGAGCGCACCGUGGAAGAGCUAGUGACUCCGGCCACACCUGCGGACCUUGGAGAGGCGGGACAGAUGAAGAAGAAGUCAGAUGUGCAGCCUAAACCUCCAAGAUUCAGAACCACUCAUGUCAAGGUCAAGAAAACCAAGGCCGAGUCGAAACUGGAGUUCUUCGGCUUCGAGGACGCGGAGGCCCAGGAGGGCGACGGGACUUCUGAAGGCCCCGGUGGAGGGAAGAGCAGCUACAAGAUCAAGUAUUUUGGCUUCGACGACCUCAGUGAGAGCGACAGCGACGACGAGAGCUCCCACGUCAAGGAGAAGAAGGCCAGGACGUCUGCAACAGCGUUGGCCGCGCUCUGCUCCGGCGUGGACAGCCCCCACACCAGUGACUCCCAGGACAGCCAGGCCAGCAGCAAUACAGACACUUUUGACUUCUGUGACGACUCCAGUCCGGGGGGCACGGAGGGCCAAAAAGGACGCUCAGGGAAGCAAAGCGAAAAGUCCAAGGACCCCAGCAGCGGAUACAAGAAGAUCUUCAGUGGGCCCAAAAAGUCCCCUGCCAAAGCGGUCUACAACGCUCGACACUGGAACCAACCGGAGCCCGAAGAGAUCCCGACGCCGCCCCUCUCGAGAUCCCAAACGGCCCCGGCCACUUUAUCGAGUGGUGGAAGCAGCAGCAGCGGCGGCAGUGGCAGCAGCAAGGACAGCAACUCCCAUAAAGAUGACAACUUGUUCAAAGCCCCUCCGCCCCCGCCCAAAGUCAUUAAAUCAGAGACCAUCCCCACGCGACCCUACCAGGACAUCGUCACAGCUCUCAAGUGCAGGAAGGAGCACAAAGAGCUGUACACGGUAGUGCAGCACGUCAAGCACUUCAAUGACGUGGUGGAGUUUGGGGAGAAUCAAGAGUUCACUGACGACUUCGAGUACCUGGAGACGGGCUUAAAGAGCAGUCAGCCGCUCAACACAAGAUGCCUUAGUAUAAUCAGCCUGGCCACGCGGUGUGCCAUGCCCAGCUUCAGGAUGCAUCUGCGGGCCAGAGGCAAGGUGGCGCAGGUCUUCAAAAUGCUCAGUGACUCAGCGCAGCACCCGAACCUCGCCCUGUGCACGGCGGCACUCAUGUACAUACUGAGCCGCGACCGCCUCAACAUGGACCUGGACCGCGCCUGCCUAGAGCUGAUGAUCAAGCUGCUGGAGCUCGACCAGGACUACUCGGCUCACCAGGACCAGCUCACUGCCAAGGAGGUGGCCAAGGUCAAGGAGAAGAUCAGGAAGCUGUGUGAGACGGUGCACAACAAACACCUGGACCUGGAAAAUAUCACAACGGGCCACCUUGCAAUGGAAACGUUGCUCUCUCUGACGUCCAAAAGAGCAGGUGAUUGGUUCAAGGAAGAACUGAGACUCCUGGGAGGUUUGGACCACAUUGUAGACAAAGUGAAAGAGUGCGUGGAAAACCUGAGCCAAGAUGACGACAAGGAGAGCCUCGUAGCGUCUUUAUGGGGAGCCGAACGAUGUCUGAGAGUGCUCGAAAGUGUGACCGUGCAGAAUCCGGAAAACCAAGGUUACUUAAUUGCCUACAAGGACUCGCAGCUCAUAGUUUCCUCUGCAAGAGCGCUGUGCUACUGCGAGGAGAUGAUCCAGCGGUACAGCAGAGCGUUGAACAACAGCUCCUUGUCGGCGGAGUCGGACCCCACGCUGCCCCACUGUAGCUUCAGCAACGUGGGCAAGGCGGUGGAGGACUGCAUGAGGGCCGUCAUCGGCGUGCUGCUCAACCUCACCCACGACAACGAGUGGGGAAGUACGAAGACGGGCGAGCAGAAAGAGCUCAUUGUUACGGCGUUAAAUUGUGUUCUCCGGGUUCCACGCUUCAUCCCCCAGGAACAGCGCUUCGACAUACGAGUGCUGGGUCUGGGCCUGCUCAUCAAUUUGGUUGAGUAUAGCUCCAGAAACCGCCACUAUCUAGUGGACAUGGAGUACAACAUGGAUGACUUCUGUCUGGAAGACAGCCUGACGCAGCCUGCCGACACGACGCUAGGAGAUGCGUCGGCCGAGUCGGCGCCGUCAAACGUGGCCGAGACUCAGGAAGGCGGCGCGGAGAAGCCAAAGGCCUCUGGUGCUUUGGCUGCCCUGGUGAAGCUCUUCCUGGAGAGAGAACGAGCUGCUAUCCUGGCCGAGGCCAAAACGGACGACCUCAUCAGCGAGGCACCCAAGCCCCAAGACCAGAGCGGCGAGUGGAAGGAGACCAUGGGAGAGAUUCAGUGGGUGGCGGCCGAGCCCAACGACAACCAGCCUGAACCGGAAAAUCCAAAGAAAGAGGAGGAGGAUGAAGAGUUGGACCUAAACAAAGCUUUGCAGCAUGCCGGCAAGCACAUGGAGGACAGCAUUGUGGCCUCCUACACGGCUCUGCUACUGGGAUGCCUCUGCCAAGGCAGUCAGGUGAACGUGACUACUGUGAGAGAACACCUCCCCAAAGGAGACUUCUCCAUCAUGACUGAGAUGCUCAAGAAGUUCUUGAGCUUCAUGAACCUCACCUGUGCAGUGGGCACCACGGGGCAGAAGUCUAUCUCCCGGGUCAUCGACUAUUUGGAGCACUGCUAACAGCGGACGCCAAGACUAACAUGUCGACCGCACACCCUAAGGGGACGUUCCAGGUCGUCUGCCCAGAACCACGUGGCGGUGGGAAGGGGUACUUCCCUGAACCCGGCGAGUCACACACAACAGAACCAAAGCCAGCGAUCGCCGUCGAGAUUGGCCCCUCAGCCCACAAUGGGCGGGAAUGUCGGGAAGAGGAAAUUAAUGAAAUUUAAUGGAUUGUUCCCGUUUUCAUUUUUUAAUCGUCAAAAGCCAAGAGUGAAAUCGCUGACCAGCAUGAAGAAACAAUCACUUCCAUGCAUGUCGCAAUGAUGUCUCCAUGCAUUUACCGGCCCUCAUGUUUGCAGGUGAAUGUCAAGGGGGUCUUUAUGUAUUUUGGAAUUUCUCACAUUGCCCUUUUUUUUUUUUUUUUUUUCCUCAUUCACCUUUUGAGGACCUUUUAUUUGUUUUAUGAAUUAGGAAUCAGUUUUUAAUUAAAUCUGGACUGUUCUGAGUGAUAAUGGCUCAAUCUGGAUGUUUUAGCGUGUGUGUAUUUUAGAUUAUUUAAAUCCAACUACACAGUACAUAGCUUCACAAUGACUUUUAACCUUGCAGAUGUGAAUUUCUGUGUGCAUCCUGUUUUAAUUAUUUGUAAUCAUGUUUUUAAGUUAAUUCUCGCUCAUUUUUACUGUAGCGUUUAAAAAUUCAGAUUUUUAAUGUCAUUGGACAGCACAGUGGCUGGACAUACUUUAGACAUAAUGGACUCAAAAUGACACAUUAAAAUGCAACAGUUAUACUUAAAUUACGGUAGACUGUAGAUAUUUAGCCACUCAUUAGUAACGUCAUUCUCCAUGAACGAGAAAGUCGUGGUUCCUCUUGUGAGCACAAUUAAUACAUAUUUAGGUCAAUGAACUGCAACGUCAUGUAAAACCCAAACCAGCUCAACUAGAAUGUGACGUUUAUCUCAAGUUUGAUCUGUCAUGUAUGAAUUAAUUUGGAUGUGAUCAGAGUGAACUGUUUGUUAGCACAUCUGCCUUGCAGUCAGGGGUUCCGGGUCGGAAUCUGGGUGUGCGCAAGCUUUCGCCCAUAUCCCCCAAAAACCUGGAUUUCAGAAUAAUUGAAGACUAAAUUGUCUUUAGGUUUGAAUGUUAACACUUGUCUAUAAGUGCCCUGUGGUUGGCACCGUCAGGAUAAGAAAAUGGAUGAAAAUUUAGUUGCUUAUCUGCUAUUAUGUAAGGAAAAUUAUUAGUUUUAAAACGUGGUGUCUGCAUGUCCAGCCAUAUGUCCACAAUCUUCCCCCACUACACAUAUUUAUAUUCCCCCCACCUGUUGUCAUUCUAGCCAUGUCUGUCUAGGUGGACGUCAUCCGCUCUGCCCAUGGGCCGCUACCCCUCAGUUAUGAACUUUGACCUUGCAAAAGUCUGCUCUGUAUGGAAUUGUAGAAUGUAAAUACUGGUGUACAUAGGUGAUUGAUGAACAUUGACAAAGAUGCUUAGACUACUUUUUGCUUCCCUUCUACCGCCUUUUCACCUACACCCCCCCCCCCCCCCCCCCCCCUUUGCUUACCUUGAAGCUGAUAUUUUUAUUUUAUACAAUAUUUCUGUCAUUUGGAAAAAGAAAAAAAAGGAGUGAGGAAAAAUAAAAUGUUUGUACCCGU
Phycodurus eques (leafy seadragon) is the source of this 5436-nucleotide messenger RNA. It is a transcript of the gene wapla, whose product is annotated as WAPL cohesin release factor a. Gene Ontology annotation, biological process: regulation of chromosome condensation. The transcript has 20 exons. The record is from RefSeq and is a predicted model, not a curated record. NCBI's taxonomy places the organism in Eukaryota, Metazoa, Chordata, Actinopteri, Syngnathiformes, Syngnathidae. The coding region runs from base 294 to 3806 and encodes 1170 amino acids.